AUGAACCUGGCCAAAGCGUGCUUGGCCAAGCCUGGAAGCAAAGUGGUGAGUCUCUUUAAGUAUGUCAACUCACCCCAGGCACAUGUGGCUGCAAAGAAAAAGGCAAAGAAGAAAGAGUUCAAAGAAUGGGAUGGUGAACAGGAUGGUGAACAGGACAGUGAACAGGACGGUGAAUGGGACAGUGAAUGGGACAGUGAACAGGACAGCAAACAGGACAGUGAACAGGAUGGUGAAUGGGACAGCAAAUGGGACAGUGAAUGGGACAGUGAACAGGACAGUGAAGAUGAGAAGCAAGAUAUGACAACUUUAUUCAAUGGUAUCAAGGUAUUUUCCAUAUCAUCAUUCCUCUUAUGUAUUUACUAA
Acanthamoeba castellanii str. Neff is the source of this 363-nucleotide messenger RNA. RefSeq lists its product as uncharacterized. Bases 1 to 363 code for a protein of 120 amino acids. The record is from RefSeq and is a predicted model, not a curated record. Lineage: Eukaryota; Discosea; Longamoebia; Acanthamoebidae. The transcript has 2 exons.